Molecule: messenger RNA, 1497 nt
Organism: Ilyonectria robusta
Lineage: Eukaryota; Fungi; Ascomycota; Sordariomycetes; Hypocreales; Nectriaceae
Exons: 3
Coding region: 1-1497 (498 amino acids)
Molecular function (GO): oxidoreductase activity; FAD binding
Source: RefSeq, a predicted model, not a curated record
AUGAUCCACACCCUGCCGCUGCACCGGGCGGCGUACCUCGUGCUAUGCCUCUUUUCGACUGUGUCUUUCGCGAGAGUCUUCCUUACCAGACGGGAUGCUUUGACCUCCUGUCUCGCCGACGCCCGCGUCCCGUUUUCGGUCAAGAAUUCGACCGAGUGGACCCAAGACACCAAGCCGUACAAUCUUCGCCUGGCUUACACGCCAGCUGCCGUCGCCGUCCCGACGUCCAUUGACGAGAUCAAGGCGGCGGUUUCGUGCGGAGUCAAGAAUGGUGUGCGGGUGAGUGCCAAGGGCGGCGGCCACGGCUAUGGCUCGUUUGCCCUUGGCGGCGAAGAUGGUCACCUUGUGAUUGCGCUUGAUCGCAUGUAUCGGGUCACCUUGAAUGACGACGGGACAGCAACGGUGCAACCUGGGGCAAGACUCGGCCAUGUUGCUGUGGAAUUGUUCAACCAGGGCCGCAGAGCCAUCGCUCAUGGAUCAUGCCCUGGUGUUGGCAUUUCCGGCCACAGCUUGCACGGUGGCUAUGGGUUUGCUUCACGAACUCAUGGUCUCGCUGUGGACUGGUUGAUCGGUGCAAAGGUAGUUCUUGCCGAUGGCUCUCUUGUCCACUGCUCCGCGACCCAGAAUCAGGAUUUGUUCUGGGCGCUUCGUGGCGCUGGCUCAUCCUUUGGCAUCGUGGCGGAACUCGAGUUUGAUACCUUCGAAGCGCCCGACAAAGUCACACCCUUCAGCAUAGAAUUGAAUUGGAGUGAAGAUGAGGCGGUCGUCGGCAUCAAAGCCCUCCAGGACAUCGCGGCAGAUGCUUCCAAGGAAUUGAACAUGCAGAUUUACAUGGCGCCGGGAGGUCAGACCAUUCAAGGCGUGUACUACGGAGACCAGAAUGGCCUCAACGCAGCGCUUCGACCUUUGCUGGACGAUAUUGACACGCAGAUCUCAGAGGCGAGCACGAUAGGGUGGAUUGAGGGACUGGAGCAUUUCGCCGACGGCCAGGAACUCGACCAGACGUACCCUUACGAUGCGCAUACCACAUCAUAUAAGAGCAGCUUAAUGACGCAUGCCCUCACACAGGGCCAGAUUGAGUCGUUCAUGUCGGCCGUCUUCACGAAUCUGAACGACCCCUCGGCCCGUCAUUCGUGGUUCAUCCUCCUUAACCUCCACGGCGGAGCCAACUCAGUAGUCGCAGAAGUGCCCCCCUACGAAACCGCAUACGUGCACCGCGAUAAGUUGCUCCUGUACCAGUUUUCAGACCGUGGGUCCGACGGCGUGUACCCUGAAGAAGGGUUUGCCCUUCUCAAGGGGUUCAGGGAGAGCGUCACAGGGUCGAUGGCGGCCGGGGAGUGGGGCAUGUAUGCGAACUAUCUGGAUACCGAAUUGGAUUCCGAGACUGCGCAGAAGCUGUAUUGGGGAGAUAACCUGCCGAGACUGCGGCAGAUCAAGGCCGCGGUGGAUCCGGGUGAUGUUUUCUGGAACCCUCAAGGAGUCCGCCCGGCAAUAUGA